AUGGCUGCGAGGUUUGUAAGUGUUUUGUUGAGGGAGUCCCUACAACUGCAGGGCGCUCGAAGACGCGACCUGGAACGAGCAAGCAGAGGGGACACUUCCAACGACCAGGUACUGGAGCUGCUGUUGAACAUCUUCUUGGUAUCCGAAGUCUUCGUGCAGAUCCUUGCCACGGGUGUCGGCACUAUCGCCUUCAUAUGGGCCACCGUCGCCUUGCUUGGGGGCUUCUCCACUUUUCUACAUAAAGUUGAUUUCUGGGUAAUCACGGGCAUCGUCUUCGUCCAGGUUGCCAAGUAA
Messenger RNA from Miscanthus lutarioriparius, 294 nucleotides. The record is from the annotation of a GenBank genome assembly. Lineage: Eukaryota; Viridiplantae; Streptophyta; Magnoliopsida; Poales; Poaceae.